This is a messenger RNA of Metarhizium album ARSEF 1941, 3429 nucleotides long. Its product is annotated as Tetratricopeptide-like helical. Bases 1 to 3429 code for a protein of 1142 amino acids. The transcript has 5 exons. Lineage: Eukaryota; Fungi; Ascomycota; Sordariomycetes; Hypocreales; Clavicipitaceae. Gene Ontology annotation, molecular function: ADP binding; protein binding. The record is from RefSeq and is a predicted model, not a curated record.
AUGGAACCGCUCAAGGAUAUACUCCAUAACCUUCGACGAGCUUUCUCUAGACACAGGACCGGCGAGAGCAGUGGCUUACGGGUACUCUGCGAUCCCCAAGACGCCCAGAUAGACAUCGUUGCAGUUCACGGCCUUGGUGGCCAAGGCUUCGGCACAUGGGUCACCUCGGACUCGAGAGCCGGCAAGUCCAAGCCUUGGCUCCAGGAGCUACUCGGCGCAGAUAUCCCCGGUGCCCGUAUCAUGACGUAUAGCUAUCUCUCUGAUGGCGUGAGCUACAGCUACAUCGUUCGCAACAUCGUCUAUGGCCGUGCGCUUCACCUGGCCAAGGUGCUUGCCGCCAAGCGCAAGCAGGAUGGAACAAGCCGCCGGCCCCUAUUCGUCAUCGCACACAGUCUGGGCGGCUGGAUAGUGAAGCGGGCGCUGAUCAUCUCAAGCGAGGCUGCAGACAUGAGGCUCAGGGACAUUGAGCUGUCUACCUGCGGCGUCGUCUUUUUUGGUACCUUGUCUCCCGGGCGGCCGGCAUCGCCCUCGCCACUGGCACAUGUUAUUAGGAGAACCACUUCGAAUCUGGCCGAGCUGGACAAACCAAAACCACGAGCCAGCAGGGAGUCUGCGCCUCAUGAACCCCCGGCCGGCGAUAUUGAGUGGCUGGAGCACCAGCUGGAGGCCUUCAAAGCCAUCGCUGCCAGUCUUCCGAGGCUGUCCUUUUACGAGACAAAGAAGACAGAGGAUGACUACGUUGUGGAGCAACGGUUUUCCAUGGCCGGUUCGGAUGGGGAGCAGAUUGGGCUCACGGCUACCCAUUCCGACCUGAUCAAGUUUCAUGGCCGGGAUGCCAACUAUCAGAUUUUUAUCAAAAACUUCCGCCACAUGGUAGAGACGAGCGCAGCGUCCGGCUUGCUUGAAUCGAAGCAAAAGGCUUUUGAUUUUGCUGCAGUGCCCCGUCUUGAGUACCUGGCUCAAGGCUACUCGAUCCCAUACCGACUUCCUGGCGAGCAACAUGCUGUGGUCCCCCGCCGGGGUCUUCUUGGACGGUUAGAGCAUAUGCUCAGCUCCGAUGUAGAUCCAAUGAUUGUGAAGCUCGGAAUAGUUAGCCUUUGGGGCUCGCCAGGUACCGGCAAAUCCACCCUAGCUAGGUAUUAUGCGGACGUCAACCGCGAGAAGCUGUCCUUCGUCUUUUGGCUCAGGGCAGAAAGCUGGGAAACCGUUGCAGCCAGCUAUCUUGAGUUUGCAAACACCAUCGUUGAGCACUAUGCUAGGGAGACGCCCCGAAGUAAAGUCGAAAAUGAUUUGGGAUUUGCCGGUGUCGAGGAUAUGCUCAAGGUGAAAAGCAUUAUGCAACUGGACGAGUCUCGCGUUAGAUCAGUCGUGUCUUCUGUCAAAGAUUGGCUGCUUCGCCCAGAAAAUACCGGGUGGUUGCUCAUUUUCGACAACGUGGAGCAGUCGUACGAUCUUUUCGACUUUAUUCCUGUCAGCUUGUCCGGCAAAAUUAUAUUGACGUCUCAAGACAGGAAUUGUUGCGCCUGGGCCAUUGAGCUGCAGGUUGACGCCAUGGAGGAAGACGAAGCCGUCAGUUUAUUAGAUACCAUCGUUGGGAAUAAUCCUGUGCAAAACCCGGCCCAAGCCGAGGCAGCGUCCCAGGUCGUUCAGCAACUUGCCUACCACCCUCAAGAUAUAGCCAUGGCAGCAGCUACGAUCCGGAAUAAAGGGUUAAGCGUCUUGGAGUACUGCGGCGUCAUUCAGACAUCGAUGCCCAUGACCCUGCUUGGGUCGACCCUUCAUCAGUCUCCUUUGACCAAGACAGUCUUGCAGAUCAGCGCCAUGCUGUCGACAUCCAUAAUACCCGUGGCAUUGUUCGGCGCGACGUCGCAUGUAAAAGAGGCCCCAGAGCGACUUAGACCAAUCCUUGGAGAAAUUAGAGCUUUUCAAGACCCUGAACACUUGGAUGACGUACUACAAUAUCUCCUGGACCAGAAUUUUAUUCAAACUCCGAGUUCUCCUUCCGACACGGCGUCAUCGUUGGUCCCCUCAUCACCCUCUUCCCUGCCUUCUUCACAAACAUCGACAUAUUUUGAUGCGUUUGUCGUUGAUUCAAAGGCGCGAGAAUACGUCAGGGGAAUGCUCUCAGACGAAGAAAAAGUAAACCACGCCUGGAUGGCAUGUAACGUUUGUGUUGACGGAAUCAAGGAACAAGAAGAAAAAUCAAGCACAGUCCAAGAAAUUCACGACUUUGGGAGGAUCAUGGGACCUCAUGCAAAGACGUGCUUUGAUGACUGGUCCGACGUGCUACAGGUAUCAGCAGAUGAUGUCGACGUCGCUUGGCAUGUUCUCGGUCAGGUGUGCAUGACACAGGGCGCCAUUGACCAAGCCAUCGGAUGCUUCAAGUUGUCUCUACGACAAGAGCCAAACCAGAUGGAUGCCAGAGAGCGUAUACAAAUCGCCUUGUGCCUGUCAUCUCUGUUGCAGCAGACGAAGCAGCACAAGGAGAGCAGCGAGGUACUCGCAGACAUUGACAUCGCCUCUGUUGACCAAGCACUCGGUUUCAAAGUUGCGUUGGCACGUGCAUCUGCCACGGCUGCCUUGGGUCAGCAUGAACGUGCAAAGAACCAGUAUGAAAUGCUUGAACUGCAACAAGAAGAGGCGCUCGGUCCGCUCGACGUCACCACCGUGGGCACUGUUCAAAAACUCGCCGCGACCUUGGACAAACGAGGCAAACACGACGAGGCGCAGGCACUGUACCGUCGAGUAUACCUUUCAUACCAAAACAUCUACGGCCCAAACGACCGCAUGACUCUGGAUGCACUUGAUGACCUGGCCAACAGCUAUAAGGAAAGCUAUGCCAUUGACGAGGCCGAAACGCUAUACCAACAGUCCAUCGACAUCCGGACGCGGGCUCUCGGGCCGCAUCAUCCCGAGACGGCGUACGCGAUACAGAAUCUCGCAGUGAUUGAGGAUCUUCGGGGUCGCUACGCCGAAGCCAAACUGAAGUACCAACAGGCACUGGACAUCAUCGCCCCCUCUCUCGGCAAGGGGCAUCCCUUGUACACCACAGUUCUGGAAAACAUGGCCUUCUCACAUCGCCGCCACGGGCACGCUCUCGCUCACAGUCCACCUCCGCGGCCUGCUGCAUCCCGCACAUUGUCCACACAUGGACGGGAAAAAUCAAAAUCGAUCAAAAUCAAGGAAGAUGCCUUGGAGAGAGAAGUCAGCUGUCGAAGAGCCUUUGAAGAAGCCGAACAGCUGUACCUUGACGUUUUGACCAUCAAAAAGUCGGCAAGACAAUUUUACUCGGAAGAGAAGAUUGUUUCCACGGGGUCCAAGCUGGCAGAAAUGUACGAGAAUGAGCAAUUCUUCGAUGACAACAGAAACGAGCUGAUGGAAAAGCUCAGAGUCAUGUUGAGAGAGUGUCGUAGAAGGGGAACCAUAUAA